AUGACGCGCUUGGAGAAUGGCACCAUGAUGGGGGACUUCCUUCUCGUGGGAUUCAGUGACCACCCCGAGCUUCAGCAUCUGCUUUUAGUGGUGUUCUCCUCCAUUUACUCUGUCACCCUGAUGGGGAAUCUUGGCAUGAUUUUGCUAAUCACAGUCAGCCCACACUUGCACACCCCAAUGUACUUUUUCCUCUGCAUGCUGUCCUUCGUGGAUACAUGCUACUCCUCUGUCAUUGCCCCCAAAUUACUGGCAAACUUCAUUUCUGAUGAGAAGACCAUUUCUUACCACGGCUGUGCUGCGCAGUUUUAUUUUUUCUGCUCUUUGGUUGACACAGAAUCUUUCCUCUUGGCUGCCAUGGCUUAUGACCGGUACAUAGCGAUCUGCAACCCCCUGCUUUAUACCGUCAUUAUGUCCAAGAGGGUCUGCUGCCAGCUCGCACUUGGAGCAUUUCUGGGGGGCACUCUGAGCUCGAUUAUUCACACCACUAACACUUUCCUUCUGGAUUUCUGCUCCAAAGAAAUAAACCACUUCUUUUGUGAUACCUCUGCACUCUUGUCUCUGUCCUGCACUGACACAUACGUGCAGGACAUCAUUCUGAUGGUGUUUGCCAGUUUGGAGGAAGCGAUCUGUCUCCUAACAGUCCUCCUCUCUUAUGCCUGUGUCAUGGCAGCCAUCCUUAGAACAGGGUCAGCAGAAGGAAGGAGGAAAGGCUUCUCCACCUGUGCUUCGCACCUGAUAGUGGUCUCUAUUUACCACGGCACUCUCAUCUUCAUUUACUUGCGCCCAAGUGCAGGCCACUCAAUGGACACUGACAAAGUGACCUCCGUGUUCUACACAUUGAUUAUCCCCAUGCUGAACCCCCUUAUCUACAGCCUAAGAAACAAGGAUGUUAAGAAAGCCUUUAGAAAAAUAAUUACCAAAAAAAGCCUAUCAUAA
Octodon degus (degu) is the source of this 936-nucleotide messenger RNA. RefSeq names its product olfactory receptor 5I1. Gene Ontology annotation, cellular component: membrane. Gene Ontology annotation, biological process: sensory perception of smell; G protein-coupled receptor signaling pathway. The record is from RefSeq and is a predicted model, not a curated record. The transcript has a single exon. Gene Ontology annotation, molecular function: odorant binding; G protein-coupled receptor activity; olfactory receptor activity. NCBI's taxonomy places the organism in Eukaryota, Metazoa, Chordata, Mammalia, Rodentia, Octodontidae. The coding region runs from base 1 to 936 and encodes 311 amino acids.